Ipomoea triloba (trilobed morning glory) is the source of this 1148-nucleotide messenger RNA. Its product is annotated as WEB family protein At1g75720. Bases 271 to 939 code for a protein of 222 amino acids. The transcript has 2 exons. NCBI's taxonomy places the organism in Eukaryota, Viridiplantae, Streptophyta, Magnoliopsida, Solanales, Convolvulaceae. The record is from RefSeq and is a predicted model, not a curated record.
UCAUAUCCCACACCCGCCAUCAAUAUAAUUUACCUUAUAUACACACACACACCCCCUUAGCUUUCUUCAUCAUCACAUCAGAUCGAUCAUUCUCCGACCAUAACAUGUUUGAAGUAAAAGCUAAGGAAACUCAACACCAUAUCCGAUGAUAUAUCAUCCCAUAAUACAUACUGUCUAUUCAUUCUCCCUAGCUAUACCCUGCAUUAUAUUUCUCUCAUCUCAUCUCUUUUUAGCUUUCCCAUCUAUCAAAAUUUAAUUAAACCAUAUAUCAUGGAAGCAGAUAAUUCUGCAGAAAAUCAAGAACCCAUCAUUUGUCUCCCAUCCGCCUUAGACUAUCGGGCCAACGUGGAUACUUCACGGCCUUUCCGGUCGGUGAAAGAGGCGGUGGCGAUUUUCGGGGAGAGAUUCUUGGCCGGAGAAGUCUUUUCUCAGACCUCGCCUAAGCCUCCCUUCGCGUUCCCCAAGCAUGAAACGCCGUGCUAUUCCUCGCCGACUAGAAAAUCCGACGACGUAGUUUCGCAUUUGGUGGCCGCGGAGGAGGAGGAGACGGCGGUGGCGAACACGCUGAGGAAACUGGAGGCGGAGCUGGAGGAGACGAAGGCGGAGCUGAGGCAGCUGAGGGAGAGAGAAUCGGAGACGGAAAUCGCGCUGGCGUCCUUGAACGCCGAGCUUCACAAGAACAUGUCGAAGCUGGCUCAAGCGGAGGCGGCUUCGGCGGCUAAAGCGGCGGCGGCGGCGGAUGCAAGGUCAAUCGGCGCCGGCGCCGGCGAGAUCGUCAAGAAAGCGAGUUUGGCGGAGGUGUUGAGAGCGGGGGAAAGGAAGAAGAAGAAGCCGAUAAUUCCACUUGUGGGGGAUUUGUUUACGAGGAAGAAAGGGUCGUCGUCGCCGAUUGCCAUGAAUAAUCCUCUCUUUUCAUCUUCUCAUGCAUGGUUGAAUUGAAUUAUAUUGAUAUGAUGAAACCUCAACUCCAUGCAUGCAUGCAUGUAUUUGUGUGUGUACGUAUAUAUGCAUGCAUGCAUGAAUAAUUUAAAUACUAAAUUCGAUCAAAUUGUUUUUUUUUUAAUGAUAAUAUGUGAGGAAAACCCCAUAAUUUUGUACCAUUUGUAUUCCAAUUACCUUAUGUUAAUGUGCAUGACUUCUUAUAAUGA